UCAGUCACCAUAUUACUGACGCUGGGAAGAGUCGCUACAAAAACCUGCAUUUUAGUUAAAAUUUUUCAAAAAUAAUACGUAUCAUUGAAACAGAUAUUUCCAUAAUCAUGGGAUCAUUUCCAUUAAAAAUUUGGUUCUUGGUUUUCCUUUCGUGUAACAAUAAGUGCUUCUCUCAAGCCUUACACACUGACCUGGUUGCUCGACUUCCUGGCGCGAUCACAAACUUUGCCUCAGUUUACGAUGGCGACGACUACAUUUACAUGUUUGGUGGAAAUCAGCGAGGCCUGCUACGCAAUGAUAUCUUGCGUUUCAGCAUUUCCUCUGAGACGGUUGAGAUUGUUGGGGAAAUGCCAUCCUACUCGACCUCCUCCUCUGCUCAGAUGGACUCCGCAGGCAACAUAUUCUACUUUGGCAGACAACACAAUGCUGUAAAUUACACCGGGGUGUUCAAAUAUGAUCCAAGCACCCAGGUCGUGACCGACGUCACCUCCCUACCGUACAGCAUUGAUUCCAGUACCUGUGUCAAGUACGACGAAGAUUCCGACCUUGUCUAUAUUUUUCCUGGAUUCGAUGACGAUAUCGUGUCUUAUGACAUGUCAACGGAAACCACCAGCAGGUUGGGACCUUUACCAAUAACGCAGCGGAACAGGGCGGCCGCCCGGGUUGGACGGAAAGCCGUGAUCGUUGGAUUUAUACAAGACGUAUGGUUUCCAGAGACCCGAACUGCACUAAUCUUUAAUCUGGACAAUUUACAAAGCACGGUCGGACCCACGGAUUUCCUCGAGAUAAAAUAUAACCCCUCCAUCGUGUCCACCAGGGAGAAUGUUUACGUUAUUGGAGGAUACAAAACCGAUUGGGCGACACCCACUCGCACUGACGGGAUUGUAAAAUUGAACCCGGCCAAUUUCCAGUAUGAGUUGAUUCCCGUGGAUAAUUUCCCGGUUGGAGCUGCCGGCCAUUGGUUGUCCGCCCCUGGAUCAGUUUAUGUGGAAAAGUUGGACAGAAUUUAUAUGAUUGGAGGAUAUUCGAAUCAAGGAAAUGGCACGUAUAUUGAGCAUGACCAAGUGUGGAAGAUUGAUUUAAAUCCUGGCGCCACAUUUGAACCGACAACUACUACCAUAACUACUACUGAAGUAACGACCACAAUUCCCACGACCACAUCUGCGCCGACCACUGUACAAAUAACUACACCCACCACCCAGCAAGCCACGGACACCCCGGAAGUCGAGCCAACCCAGGGACCAACGACACCACCACCAACCACCAUCACCUGCCCGGCCGAAGGGAUGCAUAAGUUUCCACACCCGGAUAAUUGCUCGCUCUACAUAAUAUGCAUUGAGGGAGGGGCUUCGAUUUAUAGAUGUCCAAUCGGUCAUUUAUUUGAUUUUGGAACACUCGAGUGCAAACCUGAGGAUGAGGUGGUUUGUGGUUAAUGGAUAAAUAUCCCAUUCAAAAAAAUUUGUAAUGAUUAAUCAUCCGGUUAAAAAUUUGACUUAAAUCUGAUUUCAUGGGCAUUUAUAAAAUAUAAAAUAAAUUCGCUAUUCCAUACUAUUAUGUCA
Messenger RNA from Folsomia candida, 1559 nucleotides. RefSeq lists its product as uncharacterized. Gene Ontology annotation, cellular component: extracellular region. The transcript is spliced from 2 exons. Bases 108 to 1433 code for a protein of 441 amino acids. The record is from RefSeq and is a predicted model, not a curated record. Gene Ontology annotation, molecular function: protein binding; chitin binding. NCBI's taxonomy places the organism in Eukaryota, Metazoa, Arthropoda, Collembola, Entomobryomorpha, Isotomidae.